GGGAAGAAGGAUGUGGUUCAUUUGUUCAGCAAUAUUGUGAGACGUCAGAUUGGCACCCGUACGCCCACGGUAGAAUACAUCUCUACACACCCAGAGAUCCUCUUCAUGCUUCUGAAAGGAUAUGAGAGUAUAGAAGUGGCUCUGAACUGUGGGAUGAUGCUGAGAGAGUGUCUGCGCCACGAGCCUUUAGCACGGACGGUGCUCUUCUCUGAGGACUUCUACAGCUUCUUCCGUUACGUGGAGCUCUCAACCUUUGACAUCGCCUCGGACGCUUUCGCCUCAUUCAAGGAUCUUCUCACAAGACACAAGAUUAUGUGUGCAGAUUUCCUGGAGAACAAUUACGACAGGGUGUUUACAGAAUACGAGAAGCUCCUGCAUUCUGACAACUACGUCACCAAACGCCAGUCUUUGAAGCUCCUUGGGGAACUUCUCCUGGAUAGACACAACUUCACUGUCAUGACAAAAUACAUCAGUCGGGCAGAAAACCUGAAGCUGAUGAUGAACAUGCUAAGAGACAACAGCCGAAACAUCCAGUUUGAAGCCUUCCAUGUCUUCAAGGUAUUCGUUGCAAACCCCAACAAGACUCAGCCCGUGCUGGACAUACUGCUGAAGAACCAGGCCAAACUGGUGGAGUUCCUGAGCCACUUCCAGACUGACAGAUCAGAGGAUGAGCAGUUCUGCGAUGAGAAGAACUAUCUGGUUAAGCAGAUCCGGGACCUGAAGAGGCCCGCUGCGCCGGAGGAAGCUUAAGGCGGCUGCUCCAUCAGGUGGUAGAAGUGUGGCUGGAGCUGCACAGGGUUGAGAGAGAGUCUAAAAGACAUGCUUCAUUAAGACUUAAUAUUAACUACAAAAUAUAGGAAAAAAAGUAAAGAUUACUUCCUUCACUUUCUGUUUUUUUUUGUGUGGAUGUGGAGGUGAUUUCCAUCCAGCAACCUGAGUGGGCCAAGAACUGUUAUUUAAACCAUAGUGCUUCUUCUUUAGGGAUAAUGAAAUGCAUUUAGUUCGUUCUUGUAAUGUUGGACCUUAAACUGUUACCCUUCCACAUACUUUGUUGCUCUCAGAGAACCUUAGAAUGACAGAAACAUCACCCCAAUCACAGCCAACCUGAGCUCUGAGGUGUUCUAGAAAGUCUGUCUCAGAAACAUGUCUAUAUUUUAGAGAUUGAAAAGCUGAGGAGAAGUAAAUAUAUUAUUUUUCUAAUGUAUCUUCAUGGUAAACAGUUUAAAACAUACAGUAACUCUUCUCUCUGAACAUUGUUUAGUCUAACUAAUUGCAUAGCUUUGGUUUUUUGCCUUAUUGUAAGCUGUUGUGUUGUACAGGGACUUAAAUGAACUUUAGAAAUACGGCUUGGGCUGAGUGACAUGUGUAUCGGCCAGGUCAGCACAUAGUAAUUUUUUGGUGAUUUAAUGUGUAGGUAUUAGGCCUUUGGAUGCAUGUGUGGGGUUACAGAGGUCAGAAAUGAUCCUGCAGUGCUGUACUUGCCAAUGUAUUAGCUGGCACAGGAAGAGAAAAUCAAAACCAUAGAGGAAUCAAUUAAUUGUGCUGCGAUUUUGAGGCUGCGCUCAGCGAGGCUUACAUGACUGAAAUAGAAACAAGGCAUCAGAUAAUGCUGCAGGGUACCAGCCAUCCAUUCACCGCUAACAUAGACAGCCCGGAUAUACCAAUUGAUCUCACUAGGAGCACUCCAUUUCAUCCUCACAUACUCAGCACAGAUAGCAAUGACUCAUUUAAAACAACGAUUUAACUAAUAAUUAAUUCACGAGGGUUUUAAACUACUUGAUGUAUGCCGUCUCAGGCGUUUCUCCUUUACAGCAUAAGCACUGCAUAACACAAGAAAUAAUAUUGCAGUUUACAUGAGGGGUGUUGCCCAUUAAGAUGCAUCGUAAGUAUGUUACACUGUAAAUCUAUUAAAUAUAAGAGCAUGAUGUGUUUCAAAUUGGUUGACUUGUGGAAGAGACUUGAACUAUAAUUAGGGAUUGAUUUUUCUUGAAUCAUUUUCCUCAUUUAGUUUAGUUUAGUUCAUUUGACACAUAUUGGACAUCUGCUCCUCUGGAUCAGAGACUUGGGCAGUUUUUAUUUGUCUGGAAUAUUUAGCUACAACUAACUGGAUCACCUUUAAGCUUAUGUAAACAACAACCCAUCCUUACAGUUAAAAAUAAAACUGGGUGACAGAUGCCAAAACACACACUCUCUUUUAAAUGCCGUUGUUUCUUUCUUAGAGUCCUUUCUGAUAUGAUUAUAAUAACACACUUUGAUAGAAUACACUGUAACAUGUCUGUGAUGCGUCUGAAGCACAUCCCAACAGAUAAUAACCACAUGCACUGUUAAAACCAGAAUGACUUUUGUUUUUAGCACUGAAUUUAUUGAAUUCCUCACAUGCAUCACUUGAUCAGUUAUACUUCUUCAAAAUAUUUGCCUUACUUCUGCCAUUUUCACUAAAAUGGCAUUUUAGGGGUUUUCCAAAAAUAUGUUGUCUGUUCGCACAGUCUUCUAGUAUAUACCUCAUGGGAUUUGAGUUUGCAAAUGCUGUGUUCUCUUUCCUUAUCCUUCCUAGACAAGAUAUUUUAUUUGACAACUUAAAAUACACAACAGUGGUUUGUAUGCAUGCCUAAACUUGAGAUAUAUAUGUUCAAACUUGAACAGGGACUGCAUCCUGGUUUUCACAAUGGAAAACUAGAUUUUUAAACUGAAAUAUUUCAUUGGGUGGUGUCACACAAACGUUAAUUCAUAAUGAAUUGCAGUGUGGUACCUUGUAAUGAACGUUGCCUUAUUUAAAGACAUUUAAUGGAUUGUAAUAAUUAUGUAAAAAAAAAAUCCAGACCUCUUAAUUUGUUUUUAAACCAAAGUCAAUAUGAAAAGGUUCAAAAAUGUACAUUUCAAGUCCCAGGUGCAUUACUAGUUAAUUUCUCAUACCCACAUCUAGUGUAUUGUAGGUUUUUAUCACCAACUGCAUUACGCUCCAAUGUGAUCCUGUGAGUGUAAAUAUAUUUUAAUAGAGAUUAAUAGACUACAUUCAGAGUAGUUUUUCAGUUGUGGUUAAUUGGCUUUUCUUUUCUUGUUUAAUGACUAUUUGGUACUCUCCACCAGAUAGCCACAAGGUCAAAAUCUGGCCUUUAUGUAUCCAUAGAAUAAUAAUGGGGGAAAUCUGCUGUGAAUGUGGUUAAAUUAUGCAUUAAUAGACUGAAGUCCUGCACACAGGGCACUGUCAUGUACUCCAGUUUAUGAAAGAAAGUUUGUCUGAAAGUGUGUUUGAGUUUCUUCAAAAAAUCCUGAUGGUAAUCAAGUUUUCAACUCCUUUUGUUACUAUUUACUGUGAAACAUAAUUUUCCAAAACUAUACGAAUGCAUUGGACUUAAAUCACAUGGAUAGUAGUCAUUAUUAAGAUCUCCACGAGCACAAACUGAGGUUUCAUAAUAGACUGUGCUCGGUAAUAAUAUCCAACGUUAUUGUACUGUUGUGUAACAAAAUGACACACAUUUUAAAAAAGAAAUGGUCCAAAAAUAUUCUUAACAUUUGGUGUGUUAGGUGUGCAUUCAAGCUUUUCUUGAAAUUUGAGUCCAUGACGUGCACUUUGAGAAGGACAUGCUUUACACAGUCGUCCCAUCAGAGGGAGCUGUUGGCAACAAUUGGCACCUUGUAUUAGUUGUACAAACAAAGCAUUUUAUGUUUCUAUAACCCUACCUCUAAUUAUGACUAUAUGAAUCACUGGCAAUAUUAUGUAGACAUCAACACAAAUUCCUUAAGAUCAAUAUAUUUCAUGAUUUAGAGUUUUACGUUUAAAUAUUUGUUGUGCUUUACUUUUUUUUUUUUUUUUACUCCGUUGCCUUUUUCUUUUUCCUUCUCUUUCCACUCUCUGGAUAUUUUCUUUAUUUUCCAUGGGGGCAAAUUAUGUGUACAUAACUUUAUAAAGGAUAAAAGUGUGAAAGCAUUCAUGAAAAUAAAACUUUAUGGCAAUUUA
Molecule: messenger RNA, 3958 nt
Organism: Morone saxatilis (striped sea-bass)
Lineage: Eukaryota; Metazoa; Chordata; Actinopteri; Moronidae
Gene: cab39l1
Product: calcium binding protein 39, like 1
Biological process (GO): intracellular signal transduction
Molecular function (GO): protein serine/threonine kinase activator activity
Source: RefSeq, a predicted model, not a curated record